AUGCUCAUCUUCCAGCUGGCCGACGACUACGAUCUGGACGCGCUCUCAAGCCUGCUCAAGACAGCCUACCGCGCGUUCAAGAACCGGACGCCAGGGGCCGGCUGCGAGGCCCUCCCGCUCGGGGGGGACCAAGCCGGGCUCGUGCAGCUGCGCCACUACGGCGACGAGAUUGAGGACUUUGUUGAUCAAGGACCUGCGCGAACUCCUUUGCCUCCCCUGACGGCCGAGACGUGUCUGCGUGGUGCUGGAGGCGAGUGGCCGCGGGCUGGUGACCGCAUCAACGUGCUGAUGAUGCAGGCCAACUUUAUUCGCGGCGGCCUGAUCCUCAACCAGCUCGUCUUCCACGCCUAUGCCGACGGCACGACCGCCUACAAGUUCACCGACAUCCUGGGCGAGGAGGUGCGUCGCGCCCAAGGCAUCCCCAUCACCCACCCGGUCGAGAUCCCGUGGGAAGACCGGUCCAAGUUGAUGCAGGCCAGUCUGAACGUCUCGGGCCCUGGUUUUGGCCGCACUGCCAGCCACCCGGAGUUCACCGAGCUGCCCUUCACUCCCGAGGGUGUGCCGCCCAGUUUGACAGAGGGUGGUCAUGUCGGCCACGUCUUUUACUUCUCGCCCCAGAAGAUCAAGAUCCUCAAGGCUCUGGCUGCACCUGCCAACGCCCACGUCUUCAAGGGCGCUGCCGCCGGCAUCACCCACGUUUCCACCAACGACGUGCUCACGGCCCUCAUGUGGCGCAGCGUCUUGCGCGCUCAGCAUCCGUCUGGAUCGCGCGACGACAAGACGACCGACGCGGAGCCCUGCAUCCUUGGCGUCGCUGUCGAUGGCCGCCGGCGAGCCGGUGUCUCGGUUCACAAGCAUACCAUCGGCAACAUCAUCGGCUUUGCCCCCGUCAUACUCGACCUCAAGACUGUCCGCAAGGCCACCAUCGCCGACCUCGCCAUCAGCAUCCGGAGCGCUGUGGCCAAGUCUCAGGCUCCCUACAUGGACUCUCUCACCCACAUGAUCGGCCAGCUGGGCGACGUCAGCCGCCUGACACCCACCAUGUUUCUCGACAUGCCCGGCCGCAAUAUGCUCAUGUCGUCCUGGGCCGAGUUUUCCCCUUUUACGACAUCGAAUGGGGCCCGGCUCUGGGCAACCAUAUAA
Grosmannia clavigera kw1407 is the source of this 1143-nucleotide messenger RNA. RefSeq lists its product as uncharacterized. The coding region runs from base 1 to 1143 and encodes 380 amino acids. The transcript is spliced from 2 exons. Lineage: Eukaryota; Fungi; Ascomycota; Sordariomycetes; Ophiostomatales; Ophiostomataceae. Gene Ontology annotation, molecular function: acyltransferase activity, transferring groups other than amino-acyl groups. The record is from RefSeq and is a predicted model, not a curated record.